Messenger RNA from Boeremia exigua, 2071 nucleotides. RefSeq lists its product as uncharacterized. Bases 101 to 1813 code for a protein of 570 amino acids. The transcript has a single exon. The record is from RefSeq and is a predicted model, not a curated record. NCBI's taxonomy places the organism in Eukaryota, Fungi, Ascomycota, Dothideomycetes, Pleosporales, Didymellaceae. Gene Ontology annotation, molecular function: zinc ion binding.
CUUGACAACCUGCGUUCACUUCCGAUUUCUACCUACCAUGCGUACAUAGUUCGUAUCUUCACACCUACCGCUACCCGACACCGCGACUCUCCCGCGCACGAUGGCGUCUCUCCCGCAGCAGCGCCCCGCGUCGCAGCGCACAGCGUCGCCCUCAGCUGAGGCUGCGGCGUCUUCACACCAGGAAGAGGCGACUCGCAGUAGCAGCUUCUCCGCCGCCUCAGUAGAUUCGCAGACGCUUCUGCUGAGUUCGCCACAAGUGCACGCUACCGAUAGCAAGCAGGACGACGCACCGCAACAAAGCGCUGCGCCACAGCAGCAAGAGGAAGAGGAGCCGCGGAAGUGCUGGAUCUGCUUCAAUGAUGAGACAGAAGACGACGCCACGACCUCGGAGUGGCGCUCGCCGUGCACAUGCUCACUGGUGGCGCACGAGAAGUGCCUGCUGGACUGGAUCGCAGACAUGGAGGCUCCCAGCGCAGGCCGGCGAGCUGGGCGUAAGGCUGGCAAGAUCCUCUGUCCGCAGUGCAAGACGGAGAUUCGCGUAGAGAGGCCGCGCAGCGUGGUAGUAGACUCGGUGCGCGUGGUGGAGAAGCUGGCGGGCACGCUGCUGCUGCCUGGCGUGGCCUUUGUCACCGGCACAGCGCUAUACUCGACGCUGACGCUUGCUGGCACGAGCAGCAUCUACACCAUAUUCGGGACACAGGAUGCGACGCAGAUACUCGCGCCGCUAUACCAGGCGCCCAACCCUGGCAUGCCGUCGUCGCUGGCGAUACGGCUGAUUGAUCACCUGCACCACCACUGGAGACUCGACGUUGGGCUGCCGCUGAUACCUGCCGUUCUCGUGGCCAGCCGAACCACACUCGCUGACUCGUUCCUCCCGUUCCUCCCUCUUAUUUUCUUCGUCAGCUCAGGCCAACCCGGCGACGAGAUGCUGCAGCUCCAGUGGCCUCCGAGUGCUGCAUUCUCAUUCGCGGCCCUGCCCUACCUGCGGGGCUUCUAUAAUGCAUAUUACGACCGCGUCUGGGCGCCACGGGAGCAGCGGUGGCUCAAAGAGAUCCAACCCCGUGCAGGCACCGAGGAUGCUGCAGAGGAAGGAAACCUGCAGUUCCAGCUCGGCGAGAUGCACGAUCACGGUGACCACGACCAUGAUCAUCACCAUCAUGACCACGAUCACGAUGGAGACGAGGUCCUCGAGUUUGAGGUCGAUUUGGACAUUCUUGGUGAAUGGAACAAUGGCGGCGCGCACGACGACCAUGACCACGACCACGACCACGACCACGACCACGACCACGACCACGACCACGACAUUGCCGAGCCAGCACAGCCAGCAGAGCCAGCACACCCCUUGAACGCACCUCCACUAGACAAUGCACCCCAAGUCCCCGAGCAAGAAGCAGCGCCCGCGCCAAACGUCCCCGCCCAGCCUCAGCGCCAGCGCGCUCGCCGCGAACUCGCAUUCUCUACCACCUCGCUCGUCGACACCAUCCUCGGCGCUCUGAUCUUCCCCUCCAUCGCCGCCACCAUGGGCGAGCUCCUCCGCAUUUCCCUCCCCACAGCCUGGGUCACGCUGCCCCAAGGCGCCAUCACCACAUCCUGGCUCGGCGGGUGGCUAGGCGCUGGCGCACUGCAGGGCGGAAAGGGCAGGCCAACUGGCUUCCUACAGACGCGCUGGGGCAGGAGUCUGAUUGGCGGGUGUCUAUUUGUCGGGAUCAAGGACGCGGUGAUGCUGUAUGUGCGCUGGAAGAUGGCGCAGAAUCACCGACGGAGAAAGGUCAUGGAUCACGAGAAGAAGAAGGGGGGAAGUGCACGUGCUUAGAAGGUCGUGUGCGCUGAUAUAGUAAUGGUAUAGCUCGCCUCUCCAUGAUCAAAGCCUACAGUACAUACGUGCGAAGUACUUUGUGAAUGAGAUGCUCCCGAGCGAGUCAGCGAUGAGAUCCGGAUAUACCGCUUCUGGCUAGGCGGUGGGUGCUGAGCCGAGGAGCUGGGGUGAGCGUGCUCGGCUACUCCGCUUUUCGAGCGUCAAGUAGACGGUGCGUCGGGUUUAUGUACUGCACCUGCCCAUUGCCUUGUCUGA